Messenger RNA from Dacryopinax primogenitus, 906 nucleotides. Its product is annotated as NADP-binding protein. Bases 1 to 843 code for a protein of 280 amino acids. The transcript has 6 exons. Lineage: Eukaryota; Fungi; Basidiomycota; Dacrymycetes; Dacrymycetales; Dacrymycetaceae. The record is from RefSeq and is a predicted model, not a curated record.
AUGUCUAAGAAACUCGUUGUUGUCUGUGGCGCUACUGGCCAGCAAGGGGGCUCGGUCGUCCGCGCCCUUCUUGACCAUGGAGGGUACGCUGUCCGCGCUCUCACGCGUGAUCCUGCGUCUCCGUCUUCGAGGGCUCUUGCUGCCCUGGGUGUGGAGGUUGUCGAAGCCUACCCGAACGACAAGGGGUCGUUGAUCAGGGCGUUCCAAGGCGCAUAUGCUGUAUUUGGGCUGACAAUAUCCCACACCGCUGAUAGCGAGACCGAUAUGGGACGAAACAUGGUCGACGCCUGCAAGGCCAACAACGUCUCUCUCUUUAUCUGGUCGUCCCUGCCCAGCGCGAGGGAGACGUCCAAGGGCAAACAUACCGAAGUUCGUGCAUUUGACGAGAAGGCCGAGGUGGACAAGUAUAUCGCAACUUCCGGCCAGCCGAGUGUGAUCUUCAGCACUGGCGGCUUUGCUGAAAACCUUCCGCACCAGCUGAAGCAAGACAAGUCCGACCCGUCGAAAUGGCACGUUCUGUAUCCUUUCGCAGCGCCAGACGUCGUGCUCACCUGCACGAUCACCGGGAAGGAGAUGGCAGAGACUAUUCAACGCGGUAUGAAAUGUGGAUAUGACUGUGUUUGGUCACUGACAGAGCGGACAGUGACGGGCAAACAGACUGAUUACGUCGCGACUGACACGGCGUUCCCUCCUACCAUUCCUCUGUACAAAUGGCAAGCAGACGGAUACUACACCUACCCUGGAAGUAUCCCUCCUGAUAUCCUCGUCAAAGCGGGUGUUCAAUUCCACACCUUUGAGGACUACGUGAAGGAUCAUGUCGUUGCCUUGAUGAAUACGGCUUAGUAUUACCGACCGGCGAUAGAUUGUACUGCUCGAGGCUAGCAUGUUCAAUUAGAUCAGAACACC